Molecule: messenger RNA, 987 nt
Organism: Hibiscus syriacus
Lineage: Eukaryota; Viridiplantae; Streptophyta; Magnoliopsida; Malvales; Malvaceae
Exons: 4
Coding region: 503-979 (158 amino acids)
Source: RefSeq, a predicted model, not a curated record
GUUAUCGUUUGGUAGGAAAAAUAAAGGAAAACCAUGGCGCUUCCAAAGAGAAACAGAGGUGCUCAAGGGUUGAGACAAGUGAAGUGUGCAGGGCAGCAGCUGAGCCCGAGAGCAAGGCGUCGACCCCAAAGCUCACAUCCGAAGCUUGCUGUUGAUGUUGAUACCGAUGCUGCUUGCUUCAUCGUCCUUUUUUUCUCUUCGGCCCCCUAAUUUUGUUAACCGGAGGAUGGGCCCAGCCACCGCAUUUCCAUCGUCCCUCUUCUUCUCCUCCGAGGCUCCAUCCUUUCUUACUCUCCGUGGCAGCGGCCUCUCCUUCUUUACAUCUCCGACUUCAUUUGUCUGCUAUCCCAAAUCCUCCAACUCCCAAAUUCUCCGUAUCUCCGCUUCUCUUCUUCACACAGACGUUGACAUUUCUUGGUUCCCUCCCGACUAAAACAAAGAAAAAAGGUUUCUUUCUUUCUUGAAGAUUUGUUCUUUGUACCAGAAUUGGGUCGAAUCAGAAAUGCGUUCUUGCUGUUCUGCAGGAUUUUCUUCUAUUUUUUUAGGGAGUGUUAUUGGGUCUUCACUGGCUACUGCAAUUGCAGUUGCGUACUUUUUAUUCUACAGAAAAGGGUUUAUGUUUGACUUUAGGAGUCCAUUGAAUGCUUUUAACGUGGUCUUUAGCUCCAGGGAGGUGAAAAUUGAUCAAACUGAAGCUAGGGACUAUCUUGAAUCUGAUGAACCGGCUGCUGAGGCAAUACCCGACUAUGUACCUCUAGCUGUUCCUGAAAUUGUUCCUUCAGCACCUAGUCAUAAGCGUGAGCUCAUUGUUGUACCUGUUGCUGUGGAUUCUGCUCAGCAGGAAGCUUUGUUGGUUCUAAAGAAGCUUAGGAUCAUUGAAGAUGAUGUACGACCUGAUGAAUUAUGCACAAGAAGGGAAUAUGCUAGAUGGCUUGUUCACUACUGUUCAUCAAAACAUUUUUGUUAUAUCGAAACAUAAUUCAACAA